Molecule: messenger RNA, 1023 nt
Organism: Stylophora pistillata
Lineage: Eukaryota; Metazoa; Cnidaria; Anthozoa; Scleractinia; Pocilloporidae
Product: dopamine receptor 2-like
Biological process (GO): G protein-coupled receptor signaling pathway
Cellular component (GO): membrane
Molecular function (GO): G protein-coupled receptor activity
Source: RefSeq, a predicted model, not a curated record
AUGUCGUGGUACAUAUGCAGUAGUCUAGCUGUCGGCUUCGUGGCUGUAACAGGGAAUGGAGUCGUUGCUUGGUUGAUUGUGACGCAAUCUAAAUUACACACGGUAACUAACUGGUUUAUUUUGUCCCUGGCAGUGAGUGAUCUAAUGGUUGGCUUGAGCAUAGCACCCGCAGAUACUGCGUGUAAGAGGUUAGGCGCAUGUGACGUUUAUCUCCAAGGUGCUUUUAAGGAACUUUUCCUGUACGAGUCUAUUUACAGCCUGUGUGCCAUGACAGCAGAUCGCUUUAUCGCCAUUGCCUACCCACUAAAAUAUCCAAAUUUCAUGACUUUCCGCUGCACUGUGACGAUUAUUGCGCUUUCGUGGUUUGUACCGCUGUUCAACUUUUGCCUCCAUUUCUUUUGGCUCUACGCUGAGCCUGAAACAAGGAAAACUUGGUAUCGCAUUUUUACAAUAACAGAAACCAUUUUCAUGGUGGCUGUUCCAUGCAUUUUGUUAACUGUUGCGAAUAUAAAGAUAAUCCGAGUAGCACAGCUACAGUCGAAAAGAGCCACAGUUCAACUGCGUCAAGUAAACUUUAAUAGGAUGGACACAUUCUUAAGAAAGCCUCCCAGAAAGGCAGAAUUUAAAUACAGAAAAAGCAACUCGAGGGUGCAUACGGAGUCAGAAGAUAAACCCUCAUCUGAGGGUAAGUAUCUUUCGAGGCUAGAAAUGAGAGGUAAAGAAGAAUUUCGCGGACGAUUUCCGAGACGAAAGCUGCCGAGAUCCUCCAUCAAAGUAACCGUGGCAGUAAUAACGAUCUUUCUUGGGUGCUGGGCUUUGUCACUGUAUGUAUCAUUGUGCAAUUACUUCGACUUGUGCAAUCUAUCACCAGAUUUGAUCAACGUCACUUGGCUGUUGAUGUUAUUGAACCCUGCAACGAAUCCCAUCGUAUUUAUCUCGUUGAAGAGCGAUCUACGGGCAGAAUUAAGCAGGAAAAUGGCCACCUUGAAGAGCUCGUACACCUUCAACAAACAGACUCUUUAA